Molecule: messenger RNA, 3068 nt
Organism: Siniperca chuatsi (mandarin fish)
Lineage: Eukaryota; Metazoa; Chordata; Actinopteri; Centrarchiformes; Sinipercidae
Product: G-protein coupled receptor 20-like
Exons: 7
Coding region: 625-1776 (383 amino acids)
Biological process (GO): phospholipase C-activating G protein-coupled receptor signaling pathway; positive regulation of Rho protein signal transduction
Cellular component (GO): membrane
Molecular function (GO): G protein-coupled receptor activity
Source: RefSeq, a predicted model, not a curated record
GAGGGAAGUAGAAAGACAGUCACUGAAGGGAGAGAGAGAGACUCAAAAUGAUGCUAACAGGGAGAGAAGAAGAAGAAGAAGAAGGACACAUUGAAAGGAGUGAGACAUACAACAAUAGAAGGAAGCAAAAAGAUCUGAGGAUGUUGGAGAAAUCUAGAGAGAAAACAAUAAGCUGAGUAACAGCAGACAGGGUAACAAAGUGACAGAAAUGACAGGGAUGCCUCUUGAUGCACAGAUCUGAAGAAGUGUGUUGAUUACCACAGUCAACUGGCAUGACUCCAGAACCUGAAAAGAGAGAAACAACUGACACACUGACAAGAGAAAUGAAAUUCUCACUGAAAUGCUGAACCGCUCCAGACAGAAAAGCGACUGACGUAAGUGGAUGUUCCGAGAUGAGACAAGGGUGCACAGGUCAACAAAAGUUGAAGCAUCCUUGCUUGGAAAAGAUCCAGCAUCACCUGGUUGGACACUGACCAAGGAUCUUUGGAUUAGGAUGGACAUGAGGACACACCAAUUUCAUCAGAGACAGAUUUGACUUGUCCUGAGUUAGUCUACUGGUUUGACUAGUCUCUCCUUUUAGAGUUUCUGCGCCAACUUCGGAUCAUCAUCAUCACCAUCAUCACCAUGACCAUUAUGAUGAACUUCAACAGCACUGAGUCCUGGCUUUUUAUUAAUACUUCAUUUCCCAUGCUGCCUGUAAUAGCCAGUCCCAGUAACAGAAGUGGCAUGGAAGGAUAUCUUCAAAGAUUGGCUCAUUUGGACGAGGGGCUCUACAAUGACUUUUACGGCCUUUGGAUUGCACUGAUGGUCAUAAACUCUCUCAUAUUCCUGGUGGGCAUGGUGCUCAACAUGGUCGCACUUUAUGUUUUCUGUUUCCGCACCAAGCAAAAGACCACCUCAGUGAUCUACACCAUCAACUUGGCGGUGACGGACCUCUUGGUGAACCUCUCUCUGCCAACUCGCAUCCUGCUCUACUACAGUGGAGGAGCUUGUCUCACCUGCUCCUACCUGCACAUCUUCAGCUACUUUGUUAACAUGUACUGCAGCAUCUUGUUUCUGACCUGCAUAUGUGUCGACCGUUACCUUGCCAUCGUGCAGGUUGAAGCUUCCCGUCGGUGGAGGAACUCCAGUGUGGCCAAAUGUGUGUGUGUCUCUGUCUGGCUAUUUGCCAUUGUGGUCACCUACUCCUUCCUUUCCACUGCUUUCCAGCACCCGGGCUGCUGCCUCUCAAAGCUCCUCUUUCUUACCAUCACUGAGUUCUUUCUACCCCUCAUCAUCAUUGUGGUCUUCACGUUGCGGAUUAUGUGGGCACUAGCCGACCGCCGUCUGAUGCAGCAGAGCAGGGAGAGGAGAAGGAGAGCCGUCCAGCUGCUGACCACAGUGCUGAUCAUCUUCACUAUCUGCUUCACACCCUUCCACAUCAGACAGGUGGUGGUGUACUUCUACCCUGAUAUGCCUCAUCAUGUGAUAGUCUACCACUUGACUGUCACUCUCAGCAGUUUGAAUAGCUGUAUGGAUCCUGUCGUCUACUGCUUUGUUACAAAUAAUUUCCAGGCCACUGUGAGAAAUAUUUUCCGUCGUGCAGAGCCCGAGCAGACUAGUGGUGACAUCAUCAGCAUGCAGCACAGCUCCAAGGCCUCAGGAGGGACGGCCAACGGCAUCACUACUAAUGUGAUCAUGAUGACUAAGAUUCACACUGCAGAGAGACAAUCCGGGGAAAAAACACAUUCUUUAAAUCCCCCUUCACAUGGGGUGAAGAGAACUGAAAGCUUCUGAGACAUCACAGUCACCUGGGGAAAGGUGGCUCAUAUUUCUGGACUCUGCAACAUGCUGACCAGUGAUAACAGCAUUAGUGUAUGAUGGCACAGUGCUAAGAGCUCAGGAUCAACAGCCAAAGCUGUUGUUAAUAAUAAUAAUGAGGACCAACCAAUUCAAAAAAAGUGAUAUACCGCAACAGGGCUUGUUCAGCAACCUAAACACUUUUAUUAACUACUUCAAUCAAUUACAAUACUGACAAGAGACAAAUUUAGUCUGCAACUAAACAUAAUCAUCAAACCAAGAAACUUUCCCAUGAUUCUGCACCUGUGACUUUUCAAUCUAUGCUAGACCAGUUUGCUGCCAAUUACAAACAAUACAACAGAAUACAAAGCUGAUUUAUGUGUAAUAUUACUUGACUAAUAAAAAAUCGUUUAAUAUUCAUAUUUGAUGUAAUCUUAGCCACAUCAUCCACAUUCCAAUCUGAUAUAUUUUACUUUUAUAGUGUACUUAAGCAAGGAAUAUUUGUCUUGUCCAAAUACACUUCCCUAAGUCAAUUCAUUUUUAAAAAUUGGAGAAAAAAUAUUGACUGCAGUGAAGCUGAUGAGUCCAAUUUUCAUUUUUAGUACCAUAACAGAGAUAGUCUAAACAGUUGCAGCACUAUCUAAAGGUUUCUUUCAUACGCAAUCUCUAAAUAAAUCUUCUAUAACUGAGGGGGAACACAAUUGCCACUGCAAAAAGACCAAUGAUAACUGUGACUUCUGUUAUGCAGAAAAUCUUAGCCAGGAUAGAAGUGUUGGCAUUAACAAAAGAAGUUAUUGAUGACCACCCUGAUGCCUGUCUUGGACCACUGCAUCCUUUUCAUUAGAGUGGAACAUAUACUGUUAAACAGACUUGGAUCAACUUCUUACUGCAAUGCCUGGUUAAGUGUGAACAUGAGAGAAUUCAUCAACAUACAAUUGGAAGAUAAUGUAAAACAGACCACACCUGUAUCUGUUUCCCAUAUGCAAGGAUAGUGAUAUGUUUUCUGCAUGGAUUACAUGACGACCACCUCAGAAGAUCCACUGCAAGAAAAUAUUUGGGAAUGUUAACCCCUUUUGUGCAGCAGAGGGCACCAUUGCUCUCCCUUUCAAGGACCAUUGCAGUAAGAGACCAAAGACAAUUUUAUCACUCAAAUGGCAACUGUUUGGGUGACUGAAAGCAGCUACAAUGUGAAUGGGCUGUAAUAAUAUUGUUUAAUAAUAACAUUGUUUGAGGAAACGUAUGCAGGAAAAAAGGUCACAUUAAAUGUAUAUUGGAGAAAUAAAUAAAGC